Molecule: messenger RNA, 3170 nt
Organism: Rhododendron vialii
Lineage: Eukaryota; Viridiplantae; Streptophyta; Magnoliopsida; Ericales; Ericaceae
Product: kinesin-like protein KIN-10A
Exons: 6
Coding region: 284-2893 (869 amino acids)
Biological process (GO): microtubule-based movement
Cellular component (GO): kinesin complex; microtubule
Molecular function (GO): ATP hydrolysis activity; ATP binding; microtubule motor activity
Source: RefSeq, a predicted model, not a curated record
AAAAACAUGAAACUCACUCUCUCUCAAAACAUGAAAAACUCUCUCUCUCUCUCUCUCUCUCUCUCUCAAUAAGCACAACUCUUCCUAGUUCCUACCCUCCUUCCAUUGUAAACUUCCUGUGCACUUACUGAAACCCUAAAAACCUCACCCAAAGUCAGCUUCCUUCCCUCUCCUCAACUCACCUUUCAAUUAGUAACACCCACCCUCUCUCUCUUAAAUUUUUUUUUUUUUUUUUUCAGAUCAUCUUCACUCCAAUUUCAUCUGGUUGUUUUUUUUUUAAUCGAUGGCAAAGUCAAAUCCCCACACACCAUCAAAGCCUAAUCAAACCCACUUCACUUAUCCAAAGACCCCACAAUCCCAAACCAAACACCGCCUUAACUGCAAAGAUACCCUUGCAACAACAGCAGAGCACCCGGUGGAGGUGAUUGGCCGCAUUCGCGACCACCCAGACCGGAAAGAAAAACCCAUAUCCGCAUUGCAGAUUAACCCAGACCGCCGGUCCCUCCGCGUGAAGACAGAGAUCGGGUACCGGGAUUUCAGCCUCGAUGGGGUUUCGAUGUCCGAGGAGGAAGGGCUUGAUGAGUUUUAUGAGAAGUUUGUGGAAUCCAGGAUAAAUGGGGUGAAGUUGGGGGCUAAGUGCACUGUGAUGAUGUACGGGCCGACUGGGUCAGGGAAGAGCCACACCAUGUUUGGGUGUGCAAGGCAGCAGGGGAUUGUGUACAAGUCUCUGAGGGACAUACUGGGUGAAGGGGGUGGAGGCAGUGAUGGAGUUGGGCUGUUUGUGCAAGUCACUGUUUUGGAGAUAUACAACGAGGAGAUAUAUGAUCUGUUGUCGACCAAUAAUGGUGGCGGGCUGAGCCUUGGGUGGCCCAAGGGCAGUGCUUCUAAGGUAAGACUGGAAGUAAUGGGAAAGAAGGCAAAGAAUGCAACUUUUAUUUCUGGAACCGAAGCUGCAAAGAUAUCAAAAGAGAUCCAGAAAGUUGAGAAGCGAAGGAUCGUUAAGAGCACAUUAUGCAAUGAGAGAAGCUCCCGAAGCCACUGCAUGAUAAUUCUUGAUGUCCCAACAGUAGGUGGUCGGCUCAUGCUUGUUGACAUGGCAGGUUCUGAAAACAUUGAGCAAGCCGGUCAGAUUGGAUUCGAAGCAAAAAUGCAGACAGCAAAGAUUAACCAAGGAAAUAUAGCACUGAAGAGGGUGGUUGAGUCCAUUGCUAAUGGUGACUCUCAUGUUCCAUUCAGAGACAGCAAGUUAACUAUGCUUUUGCAGGAUUCUUUUGAGGACGACAAGUCAAAGAUUUUGAUGAUAUUGUGCGCCAGCCCAGACCCCAAGGAGAUGCACAAGACAAUAUCUACUUUGGAAUACGGAGCAAAAGCAAAGUGCAUUGUUCGCGGUCCCCAUACACCACUCAAGGACAAGAAUGGCACUGAAGAUUCCUCAUCGGUAGUUAUUUUAGGAUCAAGGAUUGCAGCUAUGGACCAGUUUAUUUUCAAGCUCCAAAUGGAGAACAAGCUGAGGGAAAAAGAGCGAAAUGAAGCCAACAAAGAGCUAAUAAAGAAAGAAGAAGAGAUUUCUGCUCUAAGGGCCAAACUUGCAUUGGGGGCAAGCGAAGAGGAGAUCAACUUGAAGGUGAAUGAGCGGACCCAGAUGCUUAAAUGUGAAUUAGAGAAGAAAAUACAAGAAUGUGAGAAAAUGGCAAAUGAUUUAGUUGAGAUUGAAAGGAGGAAGAUGGAAGAAAGGAUACUUCAACAGCAACAGGAAGUUGAAACACUAAGGCGUCGUUUGGCAGAAAUUGAGUUAGAGCUACACCGUUCUAGGGGCAGAAAUGGUGAAGAUGAUGGGGCCAGCUUAUUGGAUGGAAGUAGUUUUGCAAAAAGGCUAUUGGAUAUUUAUUCCAAUGAGGAUCCAGGGAUGGAGAAAUCAAUGGAUUUGGAUAAAUCAAUGGAUUUGGAUACGGGAAAAAAAGAACCCUCUGUGCACGAUGUGAAAAAUUCUGAGGGUGGUGGUCACAAUAUAUGCAAUAAUUCUACAAAAAUGAAUAGGGAAGUGCAUGAUGCUUUUGCCCCAUUGUUUGCUAACAAAAUAUCUUUGAGCACUGUAUUAGAGGAAGGAGAAGAAGUAGAAGAACAAGACGAAGAAGUACAGAAAGAGGUAAUAGAGGAGAAGAGAGUUUAUUCUAGUAGGAUUAGUGACUCAAGGCUCAAUUUCACCUCAGGGUCUUUUACACCAUCUCCUCGGAAACUUGAACCUGAAAAUGCUAAGGAAUCUUCUUCUUCUAGGCGAAAAAGAAUUCAAAACAUAUUCACACUUUGUGGAAAUUAUAGAGAGCUCUCUCAGCACAACGGGACCCCAUUCCCUAUACAAAAGAGGUUCGACAACUUUGAUCCUCACUCAUCUCCAGUGAGAACAAUGGGAGAGGAUUCCACUGCGAAAAAAUCUUUAAAUGAGUUGGUAUCAUAUAAAACAGAGAUGAACAAAGUACAAAACUCUGAAGAGAUAGCAGUGAAGUCGAAGGAAAACUACAGCCCAUUGGAAGUAAGCAAUGGUGAUGCGGUUGAAGUGUACGUGAAAUGGGAGGUGUCAAAGGAGCAUCCGGGGAAGUUUAUCACUACUCUGAAGGUUGUGAAGGAUGCAACACUCGCUGAUCUGAGGAAGCUGAUUGAAAUCCACCUCGGUGCAGAUAAACAAGCAUUCACGUUUCUCGGGCUUGGGGACCCUACUGGAGCUCCAGUCCCCAGAGAGAAGGAAGCCGCAAUGCACGCCAGCAAACUGCCUAUUUGCAACCAGUCACGAGCCCACCUUGCUUGCUUGCGCCCAGCAGUGAAACAACGAAUUCAAAGUCCAAAUCAUCUUCCAUUCAGCCCACUGCAAAACAUACUUAAUAUUACUGCAAGGUGAUACUACUGCUUCCUAUUGUUAGUUGUCCAAUGCUUGACUGUAUUAGUGGUGUGUAUUCCUGUAUAUGUAAUCAUGCUUAAUUGUUGAACGAGGUCCACUCUGAGUAUAUUGCAUUGUGUACUCCUUUUGUGCAGUUUUAAGAUUUCCGCCUUUUGUGGUAGUUAUAUUUGCAUCUUUGGUAUUACAAGCACACAUGUAUCUAAUGUUUGUUUUUGUAAAAAUUGGAAGUAACUGAAGGGAAGGUAUUCGUUUGAAUAAGCUAGAUUUUCUCCAUACA